AUGAUUGUUAUAUUUAACUGUUCAGAUCCCAACGACCAGAGGUUUGUCUCCCAGACUGUGGUCCAACAGCCUGUGUCUGCAUCAGCUCAGCUGGGAGACCCUGUGGCUCUCCAGUGCUCUAUUACCUCCCAGAGGACGGACCACAGUAACCAGUGCCAAGGGGAACCCAGUGUGUACUGGUUCAGAUCAGGACCAUCUCACCCUGCUGCUAUUUACAUGAAUGGAAACAGGAGUGGUGAAUGUCAGAAUAGUUCUGGGACUCCGUCUGCUCCACAGAGCUGUGUCUACACUCUCCCCAAGAACAAUGUAGACUCCUCUGAUGCUGGGACUUACUACUGUGCCCUGGCAGCAUGCGGGGAGGUUGUGUUUGGAAAUGGAACCAAGCUGGCCAUAACAGAACUCGGCAUGAAUAAAGUUACCCUGGUGCUUGGAAUACUGUUGGCUUGCUGUCUGGUUGUGAUUAUAAUCCUCUUUCUAACCAGAAAUAAAAAGCAUGUUUGUGAGCAUUGCAAAGGAACACAGAGUCCCUCCUACCAGGUUGAUCAUGACUCAGUGAUUCAGGAACAGGACGGGGAAACAGAUUCCUUGAACUACGCAGCGUUGAAGUUCUCUGCCAGGAAAACCCGUGGAAUGAAGAAGAACAGUGCAAGGACUGAGGAGAGUGUGUAUUCUGCUGUGAGAGAAACUUGCCACUGAAGUCCAUCCACCUGGCCCUUGCAUUGUUUGAAUUUCUUAAUAUUGUAGUCUGGUUGAUGUUCAUUAAAUUGCUUAAGAUUAACAAGUUUAUGAAUAGCACUUAACAGCACUGGUAGGUGGUAAGUUGAAACUAUUUUAGUUUGAAAUGGGGAUGAACCCGCAUUCAAAUAUCAUUUGAGGUUCCCUAGUAAAUUAACUUUCAGGCAUUGCUGUUAAUAAAUAC
Molecule: messenger RNA, 919 nt
Organism: Gadus macrocephalus (Pacific cod)
Lineage: Eukaryota; Metazoa; Chordata; Actinopteri; Gadiformes; Gadidae
Exons: 4
Coding region: 1-696 (231 amino acids)
Biological process (GO): response to bacterium
Source: RefSeq, a predicted model, not a curated record